AUGUCUGCUGCCUUGACAACUAACGGUCUCGAUCUUGUUAAGCAAUUCCCAGACGACCAAAUCAACGCUUUCGAAUCCAUCGUCGACAAGCGCAUCGCCGAGUUCAUCAACCUCCUCGAGCGCAAGUACAUUUCUGCUCCAACCGAAUACAGCCCCAUCGAAUUCUCCCAUCGUUGUCAGUCCCUCGCCCUUGAUGUUAUCAGUGACGUAGGCUUUGGUGAUGUCGCGGGUUUCUUCAAGAAUGACAGCGGCACGGAGAACCGCGUUGACACUGUCAAAGAUGGUUUCUUCCCGAUUUCGAUCCAGACGCUGAAUAUGGCUUGGUUGAUUGGCCGCUCGCUGUCCUUGAAAAGGGCUUUCUUUACCACUGGUCCGGUCAGCAAUGGCACAAUGACCUCUCACAUCCAGGACUCCAAUUGCAACGGGACGCCGAAGGAAGUCUGCACAGAACUUAUCACCAAUCCAGCCUCCACCACAGCCGCUAUCCGCACCACCAUCCUCUGCCUCCUAACAAACCCCACCGCCCUCUCUAAACUCCGCGCCGAAAUCGACUCCGGCCUCGCCCUCGAUGCCAUCAGCACCCCCAUCAUCCGCGACGCUGAAGCUGCCACCUGCCCUACCUCCAGGCCAUCAUCAAGGAAGGUCUCCGGAUGUACCCCCCUCCUUGCGCUACACUCGGCUCCUACAAGGAAGUGGCUGGGUGGUGGUAGGAAGGUUGAGGAGAUGAGCGCCGUUUUGGAUUUGGCGUUUGGGGGUGGUGAGGUUGAGUGUGUUGGGAGGACCGUUGCGUUUAUGGAGCUGAACAAGGUCUUUGUCGAGUUGUUCAAGCGGUUUGAUUUUACGAUUGAGAACGCGCCAAUGACACUUAGGGAUACGGUGUGUUGCGUUACGGAGGACUUUAAGCUGAGGGCUACUCACCGAGUUCGUGCUUGA
Messenger RNA from Scedosporium apiospermum, 933 nucleotides. RefSeq lists its product as uncharacterized. The transcript has 6 exons. Bases 1 to 933 code for a protein of 310 amino acids. Gene Ontology annotation, molecular function: oxidoreductase activity, acting on paired donors, with incorporation or reduction of molecular oxygen; heme binding; iron ion binding. The record is from RefSeq and is a predicted model, not a curated record. NCBI's taxonomy places the organism in Eukaryota, Fungi, Ascomycota, Sordariomycetes, Microascales, Microascaceae.